GUCCAUACGUACGCAACAACAACAUAUAGAAUGGUUUGCAAAUUUCCCAGCCAUUGCUAAUCAAAAAGUGUACUUACUGAAGACUUGGUCAUUUCCGUUCAUUCUUUCUAAUUUUUCCCACAUUCUUCCCAUCCAUACAAUGAUCCCGAUUUAUGAGCAAUGGUCUUUAAAAAAAGUAACCUUAAACAGUUGUUGAAGAAACCUCUACAAGAACUCCACAAUCUUUGGAGGUAAACUCGGAUGGUCUCAUUUUAUCAAACGCCUCAAAACUCCACUUUUUCUACCAUUUAUUCUCUCAACCCUCCAUAUAACACCCUCAUUCCUGUUUUUGGUGUCACUAUAAUCAGCAGCCUUGGGCCUUAUGCCAAGGUGGUGAACCAUGGUUAAUAAUCUUCCAAAAAUGAAGGCCUUGGGCUGCUUCCUCCUCGUCUCCCUCCUCUCCUUCUCCCAUUUCUCUUCUGUUUCUCUAGCAUUGACGGAUGCCGAGGCGGCUUACAUUGCCCGCCGGCAGCUCUUGACGCUCGCCGCGGAGAACGAUUUCUUGAAUUUCGAUGUUGAUGUCGAUGUUCUUGGCAGCAAAUAUGAAUUUGACCUUAACAUUACUUUUGAAAACCCCAGGCUGAAAAGGGCUUAUAUUGCUCUUCAGGCAUGGAAAACUACAAUCUAUUCUGACCCAAAAAACUUUACAGCCAAUUGGGUUGGUCAUGAUGUUUGUGCUUACAACGGCGUGUUCUGCGCGCCGUCGCUCGACGACCCCAAGACCACCGUCGUGGCUGGCAUCGAUCUCAACCACGGAGAUCUCGCCGGCCACCUCCCCGUGGAGAUUGGAUUGCUGACAGACAUUAGUCUCUUGCAUCUCAACUCCAACCGUUUCUGCGGGAUCAUCCCAAAGAGCAUCUCCAAGUUGAAGCUCCUGGACGAGGUGGAUGUCAGCAACAACCGUUUCGUCGGGCCAUUCCCACAUGUGGUUUUGGAUUUGCCAAAACUCAAUUUCUUGGACAUUAGGUUCAACGAAUUUGAAGGGGCGUUGCCACCAGCACUAUUCGACAAGCCCAUCGACGCCAUCUUCGUCAACCACAACAGGUUCAGCUCCCAUUUGCCCGAAAACUUUGGCAACUCUCCAGCUUCAGUGAUUGUGGUGGCAAAGAACAAAUUCAGUGGCUGCAUUCCAAAGAGCAUUGGAAACAUGACAAACACAUUGGACGAAGUCAUUCUCUCCGACAAUGAUUUCUCCGGUUGUUUGCCAGAAGAAAUCACCCUUCUAGGGAAUGCGACGGUGUUCGACAUCAGCAACAACAAAUUCGUUGGGACAUUGCCGGUUGGUAUAGAAUACUUGCAAAGCGUUGAAGCCUUCAACAUUUCCAAGAACAAAUUCACAGGAAAUGUUCCCGAGGAAUUGUGUACAUUGCCUAAUGUGACAUCAAUCUCAUUCUCUCAUAACUACUUUGAGAAUGAGGACAGCACUUGUGUAUCAUCAGGCGGUGUGAUCGUGGAAGACGGAGACAAUUGUUUGGAAUCAAAGAAAGAUCAGAAAACAAAGGAGGUUUGUUUCCCGGUGAUAAGCCGUCCGGUGGAUUGUUCUAAAGAUGGUUGCCGAGGAUCACCGAGCAAGUCCGCACCCAAACACGACGACCCACAGAAACCACCAACUACUUCUCAUCCUUCAAAACCAAUGCCAGCUCCAUCACCAAAACCAACUCCUUCCAAACCUGACUACCCAACUUCACCUUCUCCGGUCCCCAAACAAUCUCCUCCCAAAAAUUCAGCUCCGGUAACACCUUCACGUCCAUCUGCACCAAAAUCUAGCCCACCAAAUCCCCCUAAACAGAAACCAACUCCAUCUCCAACUCCUUCACCCAAACCCACACCAUUUGCCCCGGCUCCAAAGGCUCCGGCCCCGGCUCCCAAAGCUCCGGCACCGGUUCCAAAGGCUCCGGCACUGGUACCAAGUCCUCCUAAGAGCUCGCCUUCACCAAGUCCGAUACCAAAUCAUCCACCUAAAAGGGUUUCACCUGUAACUCCAAUUCCACCAUCACCAAAGGUUGUUGUACCGCCAACACCCAAGGUUCCAAAGGCAAGUUCACCGGUGCAGCCUCCACCGGCUCCGGUAGUUUCCUCUCCCCCACCUGUUGUUGUUAAAGUGCCGUCACCACCGCCUCCAGUCCAUUCACCACCGCCACCAACACUGGCCUCACCUCCUCCUCCACCGGUGUUCUCCCCACCACCACCAAGAGUGGCCUCACCUCCUCCGCCAGUCCAUUCCCCACCACCACCACCAGUUCCGGUCGCUUCACCACCUCCACCAGUCGUCUCCCCACCACCACCUGUCCAUUCUCCACCUCCACCAGUCUUCUCCCCACCACCACCAGUCCACUCCCCACCACCACCGCCGCCGCCCGUUCAUUCACCACCUCCACCAGUUUUCUCCCCACCACCACCAGUCCAUUCACCACCACCGCCAGUGGCCUCACCACCACCACCGGUUUUCUCCCCACCACCACCAUCGCCAGUGUUCUCACCACCCCCACCAGUCCGUUCACCACCGCCGCCACCACCAACACCGGUUCCUUCUCCUCCUCCUCCUGCUCCUGUGCUGUCACCACCACCACCAACAUUCGAAGAUGUCAUCCUUCCACCAAACUUGGGCGCUGAGUAUGCAUCACCACCACCACCAAUUUUCCAGGGCUACUAAAGAAGAGUUUUAAUCAAUCAACAACUUCGAAAUUGUACUAGUGAAAUACCAUGUUUUUAUCACAAACUAGCAGCGUAGAUUGACGCGCAAAAAAACAGAAGCAAAACACAAAACUCUCUGUAAAUUCAAAACUCAGCAGGAAGAAGAAUUCGUACAUUGUCUAAUCUCCGAAUCAUCUUCUCGCUUCAUUAAUUUAUGCUAAACUUAAAUGUAUGAUCUCUUCUCUUUCUUUUUUGUGAACACUGAACUACUAAGAGACUUCAUCGAGAAACGGGUUAGCUAGAUCAUUAGAAUUAUAAUAGAGCUCGUUACAUUGUAAACUCCUUUUUUUUAUUACUCGAUCAAUUUUAUUACUCACAAUUUGUUCCACAUUUUAUUACUGUAUACUCUAUCUCCGGUCCUUAUUAUAAUGCA
Molecule: messenger RNA, 3106 nt
Organism: Oldenlandia corymbosa var. corymbosa
Lineage: Eukaryota; Viridiplantae; Streptophyta; Magnoliopsida; Gentianales; Rubiaceae
Source: the annotation of a GenBank genome assembly